CUGCUUCGGCGAUAGGUACUUAGAUAAACCGAUAAUGGAUACGACUGCACUUCCGCGGGCAUAUAAUAAGCGCAACAGGAGAUGGCGGAGAAAUGGACAACACCAUGGAAUCCAUUGUUAUCUGAGCCGACGCGCCGAGCUCCCUGAACGACGCUAGUUCAAACGACAGAUACAGAUGGAGGCCCUAAUCUAGAGGAGGGGGAGGGGGAAAAGAGAAGACGCAUACUCAGUUAUGCAGACAGAGACAGAGGUAGCUUUGCAGCAAUAAUUUGACGGAAGGGUACUUGCCGUAGCUCCCGUUCCGGACUCCGAGGCCGUAAACGGAGCUGUCUCGUCCCCAGAGGAAAGGAAAAAAAAAAAAUCUAGGCAGUUUGGGAGGGACUCUAGGGACUGCCCUGGACAGCCCAGAGGGUACCUAGCUCCAGAGCCUACCUACAAGGACUUAACCUGGCCGGGAGUUUUUCCCGCGCUGUCCAAUUCAGACUAAUAACCUAGGUAGGUAAGAGUAGAAGAAUAGGUACCUACCUAGUAGAACACCACUACCACCACCACGACCAGCCUCCAUCUGAACUACUUUUUUGCUCCAUCGCCUCCGCUCGGCUUUGGACUUCUUUCUUGCAUUUCUUACUUACACUUCAACUGCCGGCGACAAGACUCGUACUCAUCAUUCAUUGAUCGGUGUAUUCGAAUAGACCGAGGCGAAUCAAGAACACGGCUCGGAUAUAGCAACCACUUUGCACGGUCUUUUCAGCUCCAGCAAGUCGAGGCCAUAUUUUUCGCCCCGAACUUAGUAUCUAGGGCCUUAUCUCAACUUGAACAUCGUCAUCGUUUUAGCGACCAUCCUCCGGCGCAACUCCAUAUCUUGAGCCUCCUGCAGUCCCCGUACACGACAUAGCCGACUCCAUCCACGGCACAGAUCGCUCGCCGUCACUUUUAUAGCAGCAAUUGCCCCGAUACCUCCUCCAGUCGCCAACCUGGCGGCCCUCGAGACCAAGCCUUUCGGCGGAGCAUCGGAAGCUGUGGCCGCCAUGGCCCAGCCAAGUGCAGAGCCAGUCGAAGAAUACGACUAUGAAUCUCUCCCGCCCAACUUCUCCCUCCUGCAGAACAUGGCGGCAGGCGCCUUUGCCGGCAUAGCAGAGCACACUGCCAUGUAUCCCAUUGAUGCAAUCAAGACCAGAAUGCAAAUCCUCAACCCCAGCACCACACCGGCCUACUCGGGCGUCAUUCGUAAUACCGUUCAGAUUGCCCGCACCGAGGGAUUCUUCAGCUUAUGGCGCGGCAUGUCCAGUGUCAUAGUUGGAGCUGGUCCUGCGCAUGCCGUCUACUUUGCAACAUACGAAGCAGUCAAACAUGCCAUGGGCGGUAACCAGGCCGGUGUACAUCAUCCCCUCGCUGCUGCCACCAGCGGUGCCGCUGCGACUAUUGCUAGCGACGCGUUCAUGAACCCUUUCGAUGUCAUCAAGCAGCGCAUGCAGAUUCAAAAUUCGAGCAAGAUGUACCGAUCCAUGCUGGACUGCGCCAAGUAUGUCUACAAGUCCGAGGGCUUGGGCGCUUUCUACAUCUCGUACCCCACGACACUGUCCAUGACAGUCCCCUUCACAGCUCUACAGUUCCUCGCAUACGAGUCUAUUUCAACCGCCAUGAACCCCGCAAAGAACUACGACCCCUUGACACAUUGUUUGGCCGGUGCCGUUGCUGGUGGUUUUGCUGCUGGUCUUACCACCCCCAUGGAUGUCAUCAAGACUAUGCUCCAGACUCGGGGAACCUCCACCGACCCCGAAGUGAGAAGCGUCAACAGUUUUAUCGGAGGCUGCCGCCUACUAUAUCAGAGAGCCGGGUUCAAAGGCUUCUUCAAGGGUGUGCGACCUCGCAUUGUUACCACAAUGCCCAGCACAGCUAUCUGCUGGUCGGCAUAUGAGUUCUCAAAGUCCUAUUUCAUCAAGCGCAACGAUGCUGCUUGAACAUGACAUCUAAGUCUUGGAAUGCUUGGAUGACCGACCUCAACUCUGCAUAGAUUUGCAACCAUAUUCGACACCCUGCGAUUAUCUUCAUGAGAGAUGGAUUUGGGAGCGAGGACGCUUUAGAGAGCAUGGCUAUGGGACUGAGACGGCUACAACGACAACAUCCGAAAUACCCUUGAACCCUUGAACAGAAACCUUUUGAUUCGACGCUUCCCCGAUUGGGUUCGAGCCCUUUAUACCAAGGACCUCUACCGACUUUGCAUCUGACCACGACCUCUCAAAGGACGAUGGCUGAGUAAAGAUCGAGGCAAGCGACGGAUCGUGUACAUAAAGAAAUACCAUCACUUUUACGAACGAAAAAAUCGGAGAGCGGCGACAUGGAUGGGAAACGGAUGAGUUAUUGCGAGUGUUGAUUCACGCAGUUAGACAGCGGAAGAGUGUUAUGAUAGGUUGUCUGUUAUUACUUAUGUCAAAAUACGAAGCGAAAAUGCUUUGGCAUUAUACAAUUUCCAACCGGGCUUGAUUCACACAUUAUCUUGGAUCUAGCACAAGCUGUGACUAUCCGGAUUGGCGCAAUGGGUUUGUGUCUGUUCCCUAAGGCUGCAAUGCGUGUGUCCAUUGCGAUGUCGCUGUAGCGCCGACGUCGGCGGUGGGUGAUAUUGUACCGAGGCCGAGCAACCACGCACGCUUCAUCGGGGUACUAAAAAAACUAGGCAAAUAGAUAGAUUGACAUGUUGAUUUGAUUUGGAUGCUUUACUUGCGGUAUAAAGAUAGAAUUCUCAAGGUAUACGAUCUCAC
Messenger RNA from Fusarium verticillioides 7600, 2759 nucleotides. Its product is annotated as solute carrier family 25, member 46. The transcript has 9 exons. Bases 1029 to 1961 code for a protein of 310 amino acids. The record is from RefSeq and is a predicted model, not a curated record. Gene Ontology annotation, molecular function: ferrous iron transmembrane transporter activity. Gene Ontology annotation, cellular component: mitochondrial membrane. NCBI's taxonomy places the organism in Eukaryota, Fungi, Ascomycota, Sordariomycetes, Hypocreales, Nectriaceae. Gene Ontology annotation, biological process: iron import into the mitochondrion.